AGUGGGAGGGUAGAAGCUUCCAGAAACGGACUGGGCGGCGUGGAAAGUACCGGAAGGUCUUUUGUUUUAAUAUCAGCUGACUGACUAACAGAAACACUUACAGGAUUUAAUAUACGUGUCUGAAAACGUUCAGUGUUGUCUGUUUGGAUAUUUGAAAGGAUAAAAUAAUUUUUGGUGUGGACUAAAGUGCUUGGAAAGACAAGGCUGGAAAAUGGAUGAGUAUGUGACAGUGAUCACCAACCCCAUGGUGUCUGUGCGUUUGACCAGCACCCUCAGCUCCUUCGAAGCGGAACGGAGGUUUAACCGAGGGAUCACCAUCGCAGAGUUCAAGAGCAAGCUGGAGCUUGUCAUUGGCUGCCCCGCAGCCUCUAUGGACCUUCAGUUGUUCAGUUGUACAGACAAGUUCUUGCAGAAUCUUGAUGAUAAUGAAGCUCUGUUAGGUUCCUACCCUGUAGAUAACGACUGCAGAAUACAUGUCAUUGACCGCAGCGGUUCACUGACUGGAGCGUUCAGUGAUUCGUCAGCGGUGGAGAAGUAUGAGAUUUCUGAAGAGGCAUAUGAGAAGAGAGCAGAGUCGGUGCGAAGCUUCAAAAAGAACAUGAAGAUGGGUCGCUUCAAUGAAGAGAACAUGGCCAAGCAUGAAGAGGCACUCUUACAGAAAGUGGAAGAGGAGAAAGCUGCAUUAGCCUUGAUCACGGUCGGCAAGCGGUGUCAAGUUCAAGUGGCUGGUCAGUCAACAAAGAUUGGCACAGUUAUGUUUGUGGGUACGACAGACUUCAAACCAGGCCACUGGGUGGGUGUGAAAUAUGAUGAGCCACUUGGAAAAAAUGAUGGCAGUGUGAAUGGCAAGCGGUACUUUGAGUGUGAGCCAAAGUAUGGUGCGUUCGUGAAGCCUCUGUCCGUGACUGUAGGAGAUUUUCCAGAGGAGGAUUACGGUCUGGAUGAGAUAUAGGCUCCACCUGGCAUGGUAUCACAAGGUAUCAGGCAGGGGGAAACAUCCAUCUGGAAGGACAAAGCAGGACAAGUCCGUCCACUGCCAUAGGCCUUGAUUACAAGGGGUUUUCCUGUUGUUCUAGCUAAUCAUAUUUUAGUUUCAUGCUUGUUCUGAAAAGACCUAAAAAUGGCCUUUACAAAACACUGUUUACGGAAAUUUAACAGCAUCUCCUCACAUAAACAAUAACAACAAUAAAAAAUUUAAUUGCAUCUCUAUGACCACUGCCAUUGCUUUGCUCAUAAUGUGUGGGAAAGGAGUACACGCCAAAUUCGCUGGCUGACAUAUCAGCUGAGACAGAGUUAACAGAUUGAUUUUUUUUUUUCUUGCCGAGCGUUUUGCCGCAGUUUGUGAAUAUUUCACAUCUCCUUUUCUCACCAAACUUCAGUUUUUUUUCUUUCCUCUAUCUCUAUAGUUGUUUUUAAUGAAUGGCACAAUGUGUGUAUAGAGAUAGCAUAACACAAUUAUUUGGGAGGUUGUCCUGUUUUCACUAAUAUGUAUCAAUGUUUUUGUAAUCUAAUAGCCAUAUUCCUUAUUAUCACUUACAUCUUUUCAGCGUCCUUAUUGCUCCAAUGCGUCCUUAUUCUGUGAUUACAGAGUAAAUGCCCUGGUUGGCUAUUUAUAAUAAUAAAAUACCAGGCACUCUGCUCUAGACAACAACCACAAGAAUAUUAUAGUAUCUGUCAAAAAUACGCAUCUUACCAUUUGAAUUUACUGAGAGCAAUGAACUGUACAACAUAAAUACAACAUGCACAAACGCAUUCAGUUUUUAAAAUAAACUUGCGCAUGAAACAGAUUUAGUAUUAGCAUGGAUUGGGAAAGUCAUAUGUUUGCAGUGGUUCUCAAUUCCAGUCUGAGAGUCCAUAAUGUCAGGACAUUUUAAUGUCCCUGCUCUAACCCUGUGAUAACGGGUUUGAUAUUUAGCUGAGUAAAAGUGUUAAAAACAAAGGAAUCGCAGAAAUAUCCAAGGCUUAAUUUCCCCAGGUCUGUGUGGGCGAUAUGUUGGUAUUCUGCUAAAUGCUUAAUGAGCAUGUUGUGUGCAUCAUCAGCAUUGUUCUAGUACUGACCAACUGCAUGUUACUUCUAAGAGAUUUAGUUGAAUGAGAGAGCGACAAAAUGAGAAGUCUUUCUUUUAGUUAGCACUUUAAAAAUGUUAAAGAUGUUUUUCUAGAAGCUUUAUUUGUAAAUUUAUUCUUAUUAGCAGACAAGAAAAGAUCAGAACAUCUAAACAUUGUGAUCUACAAUCUUAAAAACCAUCAUGACCAGGGCUGUGUGAUUGGUUAAAAUAAGGAUUGUUAUUAAUUUUAAGAAAAAAAGAGAUUUGUUGCACUUUUAUCAUUUUCUUUCAACCAUUGAGUCUGAAUGAGCCUGCCCUUUGGGCAUGUUUACUACUUAAAACAUCUGCUUGUGAAACUUGCACCUCACUUCAUUCAUUCAUUUUCAGGAACUGCUUUAUCUUGGUCAGAGUCAGUGUGGAUCCAGAGCCUGUCCAAGGAACACUGGGUGUGGGGUAGGAAUACACUCUAGUAGGAUGCCAGUUCAUCGCACAGCACUACACACACAUACAGUACAUUCACAUAGAGGGAAACUUUUGGCCCACCUUCAUCAUAACCCUCCCCCAUAUCAGCCACCCCAUGUCUUGGACUGGAUUAGAGAACCAAUUACCUUUGGUCCACCAUGUGAUGUUGCAGUGUAUACUGCAGACUUAAUACCACACAAAACAUGGUUCACUGAAUAAUAAUGAGUAGUGACAUGACCACAAUGCGAAGACAGGAAGUCAUUUCAGGAACCUGCACUUGUUGAUUUGGAGUUUAUGUUCAAGUCUUGACAAUGUGAUAAAUGAAUGGUUUUUUUUUUAUAUACAUAAUUCUCAGUGUAUAUCCUGUAUUUUUUUGACUUCAGUACGAUUUGUUUCUGCAGUAACACAAUAAACGUUGUUAUGAACGGGCAA
Molecule: messenger RNA, 2942 nt
Organism: Neoarius graeffei (lesser salmon catfish)
Lineage: Eukaryota; Metazoa; Chordata; Actinopteri; Siluriformes; Ariidae
Gene: tbcb
Product: tubulin folding cofactor B
Exons: 7
Coding region: 212-952 (246 amino acids)
Biological process (GO): tubulin complex assembly; post-chaperonin tubulin folding pathway; cytoplasmic microtubule organization
Cellular component (GO): cytoplasm; microtubule plus-end; nucleus
Molecular function (GO): microtubule plus-end binding; alpha-tubulin binding
Source: RefSeq, a predicted model, not a curated record